This is a messenger RNA of Naegleria lovaniensis, 1494 nucleotides long. RefSeq lists its product as uncharacterized. Lineage: Eukaryota; Heterolobosea; Eutetramitea; Acrasida; Naegleriidae. The transcript is spliced from 2 exons. Gene Ontology annotation, molecular function: ATP binding; ATP hydrolysis activity. The coding region runs from base 1 to 1494 and encodes 497 amino acids. The record is from RefSeq and is a predicted model, not a curated record.
AUGGUUCAACAGGUUCAUCAUGGAACACUGCUCCAAACAACAGUGGAAACACUCACUUCGGAAAAUAAUUCUUCUUCUCCAGCAUCAUUAUUGUCUAGUUUGUGGAUGAAAUUUAUACAAAUGGCAAAAUCGUUGAACAUUGGCCACUUUUAUUUAUUUCUCGGAAGUUUAGGAUUAGGAACCGUUUGGUACACAAGUAUUAAUUAUUUCAUACAGAGAAGUUUUGUGAGCAAAUUAUAUAUUAGUAGUAAUGAUGAAGCAUUUCACUGGUUCAUGUUUUGGUUGGCAGAAAACAAGUACAGCCAAGAAGCAAAUCAUUUCGCAAUUCUGUCUUCAAAAACACAUGUUGAUUUUUCAAGUUUCAAGCACAAUCCAUCAGAAAAGGAUAAACAUUCAAUUCCAAUCAAAUUCAUUCCCUCACCAGGAGUGCAUUUUCUCAAGUACAAGGGAAAAAGCAUUAAAAUUGAAUAUGAAAGAACACUCGCAGCAUCUUCUAACUCGGGUUCAAGCACUGCAUCACAUAACGAGCAACUUAUUGUCAGUUGUUUGAGCACAUCCCCAACAUUUUUGAAAAACUUUAUUACAGACUGUCAACAGAAAUAUUUAGAGUCAAAACACGGGAAAACAUUGAUUUAUCUACCUGAUGCUUAUUGCGAUUUUUGGGAGCCAAGAAUUUCGAAACUGAAAAGACCUCCAAAUACUGUCAAAUUGCAAUCUAACAUUUUUGAAAAAUUAUUGAAUGAUGCCAGAAACUUUCUUUCACUAGAGAAGUGGUACAACGACCAUGGAAUUCCUUUUCGAAGAGGUUAUCUAUUGUAUGGACCUCCUGGAACUGGAAAAACCAGUACUGUUACAGCAUUGGCAGGAGCUCUCGAUAAAAACAUUUGCUGUAUCAACAUUAGCAACAAAAACCUCAAUGAUGACAACUUGAAUAGCCUGCUAUUGAACACGCCAUACAAUUCCAUCAUUUUAUUGGAGGAUAUUGAUGCAUGCUUCACAACAGUUGAAUCAAAGAAGAGGACUGUUCAUCCAUCACAACUAAAAGCUGAACCAGAAGAAACAUCUGAAGUUGCUUCUCAAGGUACAUCAGGAUCCAAUGUGACAUUGGGAGGAUUAUUAAAUUGUAUUGAUGGUGUUGUAGCUCAAGAGGGAAGAAUUCUAUUCAUGACAACCAAUCAUAUCCACCGCUUACCAGAUGCAUUAAUCAGACCAGGCAGGAUCGAUGUUAAGUACCUGAUUGAUUGUGCUGACGAAACUCAAACCAGAGAAUUGUUUCUCAAUUUUUAUCCUCAUGAGUUUGAAUUGGCUGACAAAUUUUGUCAAAAGCUCUUUUCAGAUAUGAACAAGGAGCAUCGGCGACGUUUCACUUGUGCUGAAUUACAAGGCCACUUUAUGACAUACAAGCAUGAUCCUGCUUCUGCAGUCUCCAAUACACCAGAUCUCAUUCAUUUCGAUCUAAGAAGAGGACUGAACGUUAUACCACAUCAAGAAUGA